This is a messenger RNA of Emiliania huxleyi CCMP1516, 456 nucleotides long. RefSeq lists its product as hypothetical. Bases 1 to 456 code for a protein of 151 amino acids. The transcript has 2 exons. The record is from RefSeq and is a predicted model, not a curated record. Lineage: Eukaryota; Haptophyta; Isochrysidales; Noelaerhabdaceae.
AUGUCGUCUGCUGCGCGUGCCGCCACCGCCCUCGCGCUCUGCGUGUUAGCGUCCGCGCAAGACACGGCAACGCAGUCGGGAACAAACGCCGCCUACAAGUAUCUGGCGGCGGCCCAGACGGCGCGGCAAGCGACGGAGCAGAGGCGUCGGGCUCCCGCCCUUCUCAACGCGGUUUUGUGCCUACAACAGCUGAUGCACGCCCCAAUCGCUCAGGAACUCGCGGCGAUCCAGCAGCGCAGCCUUGCGCAGAUGAAGCAGCAGUCGAGGCUGGAAGCGCUCGAGCUGGCGAGGGACACCAUCGAGCAGGAGGUCGAUCAGCUCUAUGCCCCGCUGGUUCCAUCUACAACAAGCGAUGACCAAGAGGCGAGAAACAGGCGGUCGAUGAUCGAAAAGUACGAGCAGAGAAAAGCUGAGCUAGAGGUGAUUCGGCGGCGGACUGAGAAGGAGUUGAGUUAG